Ostrinia nubilalis (European corn borer) is the source of this 1284-nucleotide messenger RNA. RefSeq lists its product as uncharacterized. Gene Ontology annotation, biological process: DNA integration. NCBI's taxonomy places the organism in Eukaryota, Metazoa, Arthropoda, Insecta, Lepidoptera, Crambidae. Bases 78 to 1253 code for a protein of 391 amino acids. The transcript is spliced from 3 exons. The record is from RefSeq and is a predicted model, not a curated record. Gene Ontology annotation, molecular function: nucleic acid binding.
AUAUAAACAAACAUCUGCGAUCACUUCACACACUUAACAUUCCCAUUGAUGAUUGGGACUUAAUUAUCAUUUAUUUUAUGUCGAACAAAUUACCUUCCUCGCUACAACGAUCAUGGGAGGAAAACCAAAGCUCAAAUGUACUACCUUCGUUGCAGGACUUCAAAAACUUUAUACGGAGGCGAGCUGACAUUCUCGACAACUUGAAUGCCACUAAACCUGGGGGCCCGGAGGCACGGAAAAGUUUGGUAACCACAUCCUCAAAGCCAAUUGUAAAUCCUUCGUGUCCGCAGUGUAAAGAUGCAGCACGGUCUUCAGCCGAGUUGUCGGUGGCAGCCGCAGCGGCCGCAGCGAUCGAGGAGCAGUUCUACGCUGAUGACCUACUUCUCUCAGGUGACGAUGAGCACAGAAUCACGCAGGUCGCCCUGGAGGUAGACAGAGUCCUGCGCACAGCCAACUUUCAUCUACGUCUAGAAACUCACAGCUUCCUGUCAGCGUUCAGAAGGUUCAUAGCCAGACGCGGGAAGCCACGAGUGGUGGUGAGCGACAACGGCACCACCUUUCGGGGUGCUGACAGGGAGUUAAGGGAGCUAUACGAUUUUCUUAACACGAAUUCUAACGAAUUGACAACUUCGUGCACCGAGCGAGGUAUCGAAUGGAAGUUUGUACCUAGUUACUCACCUCACAUGAAUGGUUUGGCAGAGGGCGCUGUCAAAAGUUGCAAAUAUCAUCUUAAGCGUGUCCUAAAACAAAGUCUACUUACCUAUGAAGGUUUCUCAACAAUUUUAAUUCAGAUAGAGGGCAUCCUUAACAGCAGACCUUUAUGUCCCAUUCCUUUUUCCGAUUCCGAAACAUUCCAAGUCCUUACACCAGCUCACUUCCUAAUAGGAAGAACUCCAGUGGCACUGCCGGAUUACCAAUACGACGAAGUCCCAACCAACCGACUUAAAUACUUUCAACAACUCCAACAGAUCUACCAAUCUUUCUGGAAGGGCUUCUCAAGAGACUACGUGGGGCUACUCCAACAACGAGGCAAGUGGCAGAGCUCCAAGGGACCCACGCUGGCAGCGGGCUCCGUAGUUCUCAUCAAGGACAAGCACACUCCACCAUGCCAGUGGAGACUGGCAAGGAUCAUCGAGACACACCCCGGGGGCGACGGCGUGACUCGCGUUGCCACACUGAAGACAUCCCAGGGCUCCACCAUCAAGCUGUCCUUCCCGAAGAUUUGUCCUCUACCAAUAUUAGAUAAUAAUUAACUUACUUAAAUAACUUAGUACAUUAUGUAUU